CAAGUCAACCACUCUCCAUAACUCUCCCAAAUCUCUACUCCUAUAAACAACACUCCUUUCUCCUUUUCCUUUGCUCAACCCUUACAUCUAAAACCACCUUCCAAAACUACUCCCAAUUAUUAUUAAUAACUCUCUCUUAUCUCUUCUAACUCUCUCUGUACUUCUCCUCCUCCUCCUCCUUCUCAUUCAUAACAAAAUCAUGAUCAAAAGUAGCUCAGAGCCAUCACUAUGGUUUCCGGGGAAGAAAAUUGAAGGAGUAGCAAUCAAACCAAUGACUGUUAGAGCAGCCGAGAUCGCGAAAAGCCGAGAAGAGCUUCUCGGCCUUCUUCACGACUUACCGGAAUCCGAAUACGAGCUUUCCCUCACUGACUUAGUUCAAAAAGAGACUCAAGAUGAUGGUGCAACAACCCCUAAGGACAUGAUCAAAACUUUAAUAGAAGAAGAUGGUUUUGGUGCUUCACUAGUUAAGGAGAGAAAGAAGAGAAGAAGUAGUGCUAGUAGUAGAGGAAGUAGUAGUGAAGGAGUCUUACUUAAUGUUUACAUGCCUAUUUCUUUAACUCGCAGCCUUACUACUAAUUCAGCUCAACGUUCACAUAUUUCUAAAGCUCCUUCAAUUGAUUGUUCUAAAAGGGACAGAGAAACUCCAAGACUGGGAUGUUGGUCAGCAAUUUGGGUCAAAGGAAGAGGAAAAAGAAGAACAGAAGGGUUGGAAUUGAAGGCUAGUGUGAAGAUCUAAAUUUAAAUGCUCUUUAACUACUUGGGUUGUUUAUUCAUUUUGUGUAGAAAUAAAUCUUGAAAUAUUGGAGUGAUGCUUGUAUUUGUGCAUCCUUCUUACUUUGUGUAUUUGAAUUAAUUAAAUUAGAUUUAUAUGUUAGAUGAGUUCCAUUUCUUAGACUCUUAUAUUUUUUUAAUGGAUUUUCUA
Messenger RNA from Dioscorea cayenensis subsp. rotundata (Guinea yam), 922 nucleotides. RefSeq lists its product as uncharacterized. NCBI's taxonomy places the organism in Eukaryota, Viridiplantae, Streptophyta, Magnoliopsida, Dioscoreales, Dioscoreaceae. The record is from RefSeq and is a predicted model, not a curated record. The transcript is spliced from 2 exons. The coding region runs from base 200 to 736 and encodes 178 amino acids.